AACAAGAUUCUCACCACGCAGCGGAUGGCCGAAGCGCCAGGGCGGCCGGUGGCACUCGUGGCGCCUGGCCUGCUAGGAGAGGCCAGCGAGGAGUCUCCACCCGUCGCUGACGGUGUGGUGGAGCUCGACUCGCCAGGAGACGACGCCGGCCCUGCAAAGAAGCGGAAGGGCAAGACGACUCGCUGGAACAUACCGAAACAUGCGCUGCAGACACUGGAGCAAGUGUUUAAGGACGACAAGUUCCCGUCCGUCGAGACUCGCAAGAAUCUCGCUGCAGAGCUGCGCGUGACGCCGAGACAGGUGCAGGUCUGGUUCCAGAACAAGCGGCAGAGGUCUGGCGCCAAGCCGGUGCCUGCGCGGUCAGAGGACAAGGCUGAGCCAAACUUUCUGAGCACGUCGGAGGACAUCAAGGCCGCGCUCAUGAACUUCGGCUCCGGCGCGCAGGUUGGGCCCACUCGGCGGCAGCACGACGUGAUGCUCGACGACUCAAAGGCGCCGAGCGCGUCUACGCUCGGCUCCGCGAGCGGCGGGCCGAGCACGAGCUCCGAGAUGUGGGCUGCGGCGGCGGCGCACGCGGCGGCGGCGACAGCAGCGCAGUUGAGCACGGGCGGAUCGGGCGCUUUUGGCAUCGGCAACCAGUGGGGAUGGGGCCUGAGCAACUUUCCGCCCCUGCCACUGCCGCCAGCGGGCUCUUGGGGGCUGCUCGGCAGCGGCGGCGAGGGCGGAGGCGCGGCGAGCGCGGCUGACACGCGGGACGGCGGCGCGACUGGGGCCUUCAUGGCAUCGCUCCCCCCUUCUCUGGCGCAGUGGCUUGCCCUGUCGCAGGGAGCCGCCGCGGCGGGGAACGCAGGUGCAGUCUCCAGCGGCGCGCAGGGCACGGCGGGGGGUGGUGCGGCUGGCGGCGCAGCUGACGCCGGGGGCGCCAGUGGCAGCAGCGGGGCCGGCGCGCCCGCCUCGGACAGCAGCAGCAGGGAGGGCAAGCAGCCGGACGGCGACGGUGGCGGCGCGGUGGACACGAGCUUGCCUCCCGGCCUCUCCGCCGCCCUCUCGCAGCUGGGUGACGCGGCCAAGGGGAUGGCCAAGCCGCCGCCGGCAACGCCGCCGGCCGCCAUGGGCAACAACAGCCAGGUGGUGCAGGCGCUGCGGAGCGACUUUUUGAGGCAGGCGGUCGCGGCCGAGGCCGCUAGGGGGGGCGGCAGCGGGCCGCAGCCGCUCGUCUCCGAGGCCGUCCUCGCCGCCGCCGCCGCCACCGCCGCUGCUAACGGCAGCUCUGGGACGCUGCAGCCCGGCGCUGGCGACGGCAUCUCACUGCCGGCGCUGACACAGCAGUGGCAGCAGAUGGUGUCGAUGCAAAGCGCAGCUUGGGUGUCGGCCGAGCCCACGGUGGCCGCGCACCCGAUCGCGCCGCAGCAGUCGCAGACGCAGAAGCGGCGCCGCGCCGGCUCCGGCUCUUCGCCAGAGGCGGCUCAGCCGGCAGCGAGGGCGGGCAGCGGCGACGCGGCGGACUUGUUGUCGCGUCCCUCGCGAUCCUCUUCGCCGACCGCCGCGUCGGAUCAGCCGUUCGUCGGCGUGAAGCUGUCCCGCUCCGGGGUGAGCGGCAGCCUCGACGAGCUCAAACUCGAGAAGCGCAGCUCAGAGGGAGACGACUCUGCGGCGGGCAGCGCGAGCCGGCCCGCCAGCCGCGCGACAGCCGCGCCAGCGUCGCCGCGCAGCGAGCAGCUGCAGCACGUGGCGCAGGUCACCAACCAGAUCACCAACCAGAUCCGACAGCAGCAGCUGCAGAUGCAAAUGCUGCAUCUGCACCACCAGAAGCAGCAGCAGCUACUGCAGGCGCACAUCCAGCAGCAGCAGCGGCUGGCGCAGCAGGCCACGUCGACCGAGCAGCAGGCGCUGAUGCAGCGGCUGGUCAGCGAGGCGCGCGCGAGCCAGCUCUCGCAGUCGGCGCAGCAGAGGGACGAUGGCGCUGAGUCGUUUGGAGGCGGCUCCCUCAACGAGCUGGUAGCUGAGCCCGACUUGAUGGAGGAGAUCAUCAACUCGCUCUUCACCGAGGAGGGAGGCGCGCACUCGAGCUCCUCCGGCCGCACGAGCCCGCUCACGUCCAUCCUUACGGGCGGCGGGUCGCGUUCGUCCGCGUCGGCGAACGAGGAGGGUGGCGGCAGCGGGGCGGCGGCGCGCGCCUCGAGGCCGCCGGGCGAGGGCGAGGCUGCUAGCUCGCCGAGCGCCGCGGCCGCGCUCCCCGAGGUGGGCCCGACGGGACCGCCCGCCCCGCCGACGCGCAGCGCUCCGCUCUCCCCCGCCGCGGACCGCGAGCCCCGCCCCGGCGAGGGCUGCCGCACCUCCGACGUCGAGAUGCCCGAGGCUGGCCACUCGCGCGGCUCCGCCCCGCCCCGCCCGUGACGCCUGCUGCAGUCUCGUCUUGGCCGCAUAUCCCGGCCUCCACCCCAUGGCGCUGCUUUCCCACGCGGGCGCGUGCGUAGCGGCGAGUCCCGACGCGUGUGGUGCCUCGUCACCUCCGCCGAGCGAGACACUAGCACCUCGCUGAGGCGGUGCCGUCCCUCCCGUCGCCGGGACCGCGGGACGCACACCCACACCCCACCCCACACUCGCGUGCCCCUGUGCCGCUGCCCGUUUUUCUCCCCGUAGCCACCGAUUCUCCCGGUUUUUUGUGGUUCCUGGUACGUGUCUGAAUCUGUGAGAGCUCGGUUUGAGGAGAGAGAGAGAGAGACGAGAGGGUUGCGUCCAGUAGUACUACUACCCGCCGUGCGCGAGGUGUAAGAUAGGAUGAAGAAAAGUUGGUUCUAGCGACUU
Emiliania huxleyi CCMP1516 is the source of this 2808-nucleotide messenger RNA. RefSeq lists its product as hypothetical. The transcript is spliced from 2 exons. The record is from RefSeq and is a predicted model, not a curated record. The coding region runs from base 25 to 2397 and encodes 790 amino acids. Gene Ontology annotation, molecular function: transcription cis-regulatory region binding. Gene Ontology annotation, cellular component: nucleus. Lineage: Eukaryota; Haptophyta; Isochrysidales; Noelaerhabdaceae. Gene Ontology annotation, biological process: regulation of DNA-templated transcription.